Messenger RNA from Callorhinus ursinus (northern fur seal), 2059 nucleotides. The record is from RefSeq and is a predicted model, not a curated record. Lineage: Eukaryota; Metazoa; Chordata; Mammalia; Carnivora; Otariidae.
UUCCAUUUUGUGGCUCUGCCAUUCCCAGGGGGGAGAGAGGGCCACAUCACAAGGAACGCUUUCAAGGUCUGGAAGUGGCGGUAUCACUUUUGCUCACAUUCCAUUGGACAGAAUUCAGUCACGUGGUGGCCUCAGUGCAAAGGAGGCUGGGAAAUGUAGUUUAGCUGUGUGCCGAGGAGGAAAAAGAGAAACAGUCCCACCGCACAGAGGGAACACCGAAAUGUGAGGUUGGAUGUAGGAAGAAAGACUUGGAAGAGACAGAAAAGAGCCUUUAAGAGAGAAACCGGGAUAAAAAUGGCAUCUAGGAGAAAAUAGUUUGGGGGCCUGGACGAGAUUGAAGCAAGCAAGGUUCCAGGUGCAAGGUGGACCUUGGGAAGAGGAGUUAAAGGAAAGGAAGUGUUGAUUUUCUACCCUGUCACUCACAGAGUUUUCUCACUUGAUUAUCAGUUGAACCCAUGAGGGAGGAAUUAUCCCAUUUUACAGCUAAGGAAACUGAGGUGCAGAAAAAGGUAAAAAGGUAUUCAAGAUCAGAAAGGAUGGAAUUGGGGUCUGAACCCAGGACUAAGGCCCAUGAUCCUCCCAGUGCACCCAUCAAAGGAGCCUUCCAGCUGACACCAGCAGCCUCACAGACUGCAAAAGCCUGGGUGUGUGGAGGGAACUGGGUCUUUGGUUCAGGGAAGAGAGGACUUGGAGUUAGACAAGCCAGAGUUCCUCCUGUGCUGUGUAGAAAGCGAAAGGAGAAGGUACAUCCAGCCCCCAGGGGUCCUGGGAGAGGGCAGGAAGGAGCUCCAGAGAACCAGAGAAGGGCUGGCUAGACCGGCCCCUUCCUCCUUCCUCUGGCAGCCCCACCCCCACUCUGGCCCCUGCGAACACAGGAUCUGAGCAGCGGACACACCAGCACUGCACCUCCGAGCCGGCAUGGACCCUGAAGGUCUGGCGCUGCUGCUGCCCCCCGCCACUCUGGCCGCCCUGGCAGAGAGCUGGCUCCGAGAGGACUGCCCCGGUCCCAACCACGCAGCCUUGGUCACGGGCGCAGCCCCCUCGCAGGCGGUGCUGUGGGCCAAGUCCCCCGGGGUACUGGCUGGGAGGCCCUUCUUCGAUGCCAUCUUUGCCAAAGUCAACUGCCAGGUCUCCUGGUUCCUCCCCGAGGGCGCAAAGCUGGUGCCCGUGGCCAGGGUGGCCGAGGUCCGGGGCCCCGCGCACUGCCUGCUGCUGGGGGAGCGGGUGGCCCUGAACACACUGGCCCGCUGCAGUGGGGUGGCCAGCGCCGCCGCCGCCGCCGUGGAGGCCGCCCGGGAGGCGGGCUGGGCCGGGCACGUGGCGGGCACGAGGAAGACCACGCCCGGCUUCCGGCUGGCUGAGAAGUACGGGCUCCUGGUGGGCGGGGCCGCCGCUCACCGCUACGACCUGGGAGGACUGGUGAUGGUGAAGGACAACCACGUGGUGGCGGCGGGCGGCGUGGAAAAGGCGGUGCGAGGGGCGCGGCAGGUGGCCGACUUUGCCCUGAAGGUGGAGGUGGAGUGCGGCAGUCUGCAGGAGGCUGUGGAGGCCGCUGAGGCGGGAGCGGACCUCGUCCUGCUGGACAACUUCAAGCCUGAGAUGAGAAAACAAGCAGAGAGAAGUAAAAUAACUGGCCCCAGGCAUCCGGCUUCUGAGGGGUCCAGCCUGUCUGUGCCCAUCCCCAGCACAUCAUACCACCCAUCUUCAUGCAUUUGCAGAACACAUCAAGGGCAAGAGCACAAGACCGAGCCUCAUGAGAUAUAUGAGGGAAACGAAAUCCGCUCAUAUUGUCAGAUGAAUUCUUCCCGACACAGCAAGAAUGACUGCAUCCUGGUGGAAUGACCUCUCCUCAUUCCCACUGUGAUAUUGUUGUAUCAAUAUUUGAUAUUGUUAAUUUGUUAUAUGUUCUGGAUGGUGAUUACUCUUGGUGAGGAGGAAAACAAAUACAGGAAACAAAGGAAAACACAAAGGGUUGCAAUUGAUCAAGCCAGUCAGUAAGAGGUAUGGAGGCUGAAGGCAAAAACACAGAGGUUAGAGGCUCCUGGCUGGCGUGACUCGA